AUGGGGCCCCCGGGCAAUAGGGGAUCAUGGGGCCCCUGUGUCCUUGCCCAAACUCAAAACACACCUAAAAAAGCCUAUAAAAAAAGGUACCAGGGGCAUUUUAUGGGGCCCCUUACUGACCCUGGGCCCUCGGGCAGUGCCCAAGUGCUCGAAUGGUCAGUACGCCCCUGGAUUCUUUGAAUUGUUUUAAAAGGGUAAACUGGUUAUUGUGGGCAACAGUUACCGUUUUCCUCCAGUUUUUGUAAAUGAUCCCAUCAGUGAUACUUUUUUUUAUGUUUUGCAUAUUUUUGUUUCUUUAUUGUAUUUUUAACAUAUGCAGCGGUUCAAUGUAUUUAUUCAAUCCACCUGCUGCCAAGCUGGUUCUAGCAUA
Molecule: messenger RNA, 370 nt
Organism: Staurois parvus
Lineage: Eukaryota; Metazoa; Chordata; Amphibia; Anura; Ranidae
Source: the annotation of a GenBank genome assembly